AUGUCUCAAUCAGCUUCUCACCACAGCUUUGGCAAGCCUGGUCACAUUCUGGGAAGAGAGGUCACAUACGAAAAAGACAUUGAGGUAGGGUCAAUACCUCACGACCACCACAAACAUGAAGAAAUCGCCGGCCCUCUCUCGAUUAAAGAUCGCCUGAAGCAUUUUACAUUCGCAUGGUACGCCAGCACGAUGUCAACAGGAGGAGUGGCUUUCGUCCUAUCCGUUGUCCCAAAUCGAUUCGAAGGUCUUACAGGCUUAGGCAUAGGCAUUUUUAUCUUCAAUCUAUUCCUGUUCACGGCAGUUACAAUCGCAAUGAUUUGUCGCUUCGUCAUACACCCUGGAACGUUCACACAUUCGCUCACAAACCCACACGAAGGUUUCUUUUUCGCUACAUUCUGGUUGACAAUCGCUACAAUACUUUCGAAUACCACCGCUUAUGGAAUUCCAAACUCCGGGCCAUGGCUUAUCACAGCUAUACGCAUCGCUUUCUGGGUAUAUACUGUCUGCGCGACAUUACUCGCCAUUUUUUACUAUCACAUUCUCUUCACAGUCAAGAAGCUCGUCCUUACCAACGUCCUUCCGGGAUGGGUAUUGCCCAUCUUCCCAGCCAUGCUAGUCGGGACACUCGCCUCAGCCAUUGCAAAAACACAGCCUGCUGAGCAUGCAAUGACCAUACUCGUUGCUGGCCUCUCAUAUCAAGGACUCGGCAUGAUGGUCGCCAUUAUGAUGUAUGGCCUUUACUUCGGCCGUCUUCUGACCUCUGGUCUUCCAGCCGAUAUGUCUCGUCCGGCCAUGUUUAUUGCUGUCGGCCCACCAUCUUUCACGGCGCUCGCAUUCAUCGGCAUGGCUCAAGAUGUCACUGCUGCAAAGAUCUUUGCUGGGUACACGACACUCAACGGUAUCGUGAAUCAAGACCUCAUCCCAGAUGUCUUGUCUUUGCUUGCCCUCAUCGCAGCUAUCUUCUUAUGGACGCUUGCGUUCUGGUUCUUCGCAAUCGCCGUCGUCGCCAGCCUCGAAGCUGUCCAAAGAAAUGAUUUCCAUCUCAACUGGUACGCAUACGUGUUCCCUAACGUUGGCUUCACGAUCUCGGCUAUCAAGAUUGGAGAAAGAUUGAGUAGCCCCGCGAUCCAGAUGGUUGGUACAGGAAUGGCCGCUGUGUUAUUUUUCUUGUGGAUUCUGAUUGUGAUCUGCCACAUCAGAGCCAUAAUCCAGAAGAAGAUUUGUUGGCCCGGGAAAGAUGAAGAUGCGCAUUGA
Messenger RNA from Mollisia scopiformis, 1254 nucleotides. RefSeq lists its product as uncharacterized. Lineage: Eukaryota; Fungi; Ascomycota; Leotiomycetes; Helotiales; Mollisiaceae. The coding region runs from base 1 to 1254 and encodes 417 amino acids. The record is from RefSeq and is a predicted model, not a curated record. The transcript has a single exon. Gene Ontology annotation, cellular component: membrane. Gene Ontology annotation, biological process: malate transmembrane transport. Gene Ontology annotation, molecular function: malate transmembrane transporter activity.